AACUAUGAAUAAUAACAAAACUAAUUUAAAUUUAAUAAAACAAAUUUUAAAUAUUUUUUUUUUAAAAAUGAAUUGUAAAAAAAAAAAUUAUUUUAUUCCACAAACGUUUAAUAUUCCACAAUGAAAAAAUGAAUACACAACAAAAAAAAUGAAUAGUAAAAAAAAAAAACUAUUUUAUUCCACAAACGUUUAAUAUUCCACAAACUAUAAUAUUCCACGAACGUUUUUUUACAACAAUUAAUUGCAGUUUAAUGUUUUCCGCCUUAUCUGUUUUAAAUGACGCCUUAUCUGUUUAAAAUAAACUUUUGAACAACAGCAACUUAAAAUAACAAUUCCGUUAAAGCAAAAUUAGUGCUAAAACUAACAUCAUAUAACUUCAAAUUGCCCUGUCUACACAGGGCCGGAUUUAGGUGGGGGUGUCGGGUAUUUGUAGCACCCCCCUACUUCAAUUAUUUAGUCAGUUUUAGUCGGCAAAUUUGACAUUUUGGAUCCAGUCGGCAAAUUUGACAUUUUGGAUCAACUUGGCAAUUAUUGCAUAAAACAUUUUGUCAUGGGAUAAAAUAGAUAUAACUCAAAUAAUUUGAUAAUAUAAUUUUGUUAAUCGACAAGUUUUCUUGUUUAUAAAAUUUGAUACUUUUCGUCGUGUAGUUUGCAUUUUGCUUAUUAUCUAAAACCUUAGAUGUGGUUAUAAACGAAUUGUUAAAUUGUUAACGAAUUGUUAACCAAUUAGUUGUGGUUAUAAACGAAUCAAACCGAUUUAUCUUAUCAGUUGUGUUAUCAGAAAGCAUAGAUAAUAUAUUUUUUUAAUUAUCUGUCAGAAAGCCAGUUUUUAUUUAAAUUCUAUUAAUCUGCUGUGUUUAUUGAUUUAUUGACUUCUCGUUUUAAUAUCUUAAUAAGUGAAUAUGAUUACUUAUAGAUGGAUAAAAGUAAAAAAAGAAAAAGAACAAAAGUUGAGUGUUUAACUUGCGGUAGUGUAUUUGAUGAUGUCUAUAAGACGAGAUAUGAAAUUAAAGAACAUGCAGGUAAAAAAGUUUUGGUCAAGCAUUUUGGAGCACCCGAAAAUCCAUUUACAGCUGCAGCUGCUAUCGCCAAACAAAAGAAUGACCGAGCACACAGUGAAAAAAAUAAAUUUGAAUGUCAUGAAAUUGAAGAAUGUACCAGUAAUCAUAAAUCCCCUUCACUGACUUCGAAUUCUAUACAAAUGAAUAGUGCUAGUGAAGAUGAACAAAAUAAAACAAAAUUGUUGGAUAAAUCUACUGUAGAAAUGAAUUGUAAGAAUAAAGAUGAACGAAAUAUAUUGGUAUGUAUUAUAUGAUAUUAUUUUAAAAUCUAUUUAAUGUAUGAUACUAAAAAUCAACUCAAAGUCAAUUUUAAAUUUAUUGUUCUAUUACCUAUACUAGUUUAAUCAUUUUUAGAAUUAAUCUCAUUUAUUUACAAUGAAUCUCAUUUAUUGAUAAAUUAUGAUGAGCAUGGCAAUAAUAAAGAGACAGAUUUAGGUAAGUUUUAUUUUUAUAUAUACGAUUUUAUAUAUGCGAAUCGCGAUUUGC
Hydra vulgaris (swiftwater hydra) is the source of this 1547-nucleotide messenger RNA. NCBI's taxonomy places the organism in Eukaryota, Metazoa, Cnidaria, Hydrozoa, Anthoathecata, Hydridae. The record is from RefSeq and is a predicted model, not a curated record.